Hyphopichia burtonii NRRL Y-1933 is the source of this 1619-nucleotide messenger RNA. RefSeq lists its product as uncharacterized. The transcript has a single exon. The coding region runs from base 60 to 1547 and encodes 495 amino acids. Lineage: Eukaryota; Fungi; Ascomycota; Pichiomycetes; Serinales; Debaryomycetaceae. The record is from RefSeq and is a predicted model, not a curated record. Gene Ontology annotation, molecular function: protein binding.
AAUCGGCUCAAGUAGCUGUGCAAGCAAGUUUAUCGGAGAGCAAGCCACUAUUUGUAUAUAUGGAAGAAGAUAGGGCGACAGAGGAGGUUUCACCCUUGAUUGAAAAGUAUCUUAUUGAUGUUAAGGAUAAUAGAAUAAAAGACGAAUAUAUUUCUUUUCUCAAGAAGCGGUUUAUUUGUCUUAGGCUUAUACAGGGAAGCACUGAUUAUUCAUUUUUUGAACAACUUUUCCCAAACAUUGAAUUUCCUAGUUUUUAUUUGAUUAGCAAAGGGAAACUUCUAGACAUUAUUACUCUUGAAUCUCAGUUAGACCAGAAAGGUUUUAUUACCAGAUUAACUACAUUAUCGCCAGAUCAUCAAGAACGGAGGAGCACUGAAAUGUCCGAUGGUACCGAUGUUGCAACUGAAAAACAAUCAUCCCAUCAAGAGUCGGUGCGCAAACAUCAACAGGAUGUGGCUGCCUAUAAGAAAGAACAGGCUCAGGAACACCAGAGAAUCAAAGCUUUAUUGGAAGCGGACAAGAGAGAACGAGAAUCAAUGAAGCGGGAACGAAAUGGGAGCAUCCAACCUAAAAGAAACGACGUUGUCAGGCCUUCCAAGUCAGCGGUUUGCUCUUUGGUGAUUCGAUUAUUCGAUGGAGACUCAGUUAAAAAUGAGUUCAGUUCAAGCCAAACUUUGAACGACGUAAGAAUCUGGUUGGAUAAUAGUUCCAAUCCUCCUAUAAUAAAGAAUACUAAUUCCUCGAUGCCGUCAUUUGCUAAAUCUCUGAAUCCGCAACCUACUCACUACGUAUUCCAUCGUCCCGGGAUACCAAGGGUUACUUAUACUGAUUCUCAAGAAUUUGAAAAACUUGUUGAUUUAGACUUGUGUCCAAGACUGGCGCUUAUAUUGAAACCCAUUUAUGAUGAUAAGUUUUCCAGUUUAUACCCCGAUGGGAACCGGUCAAGUUUCGGAAUGCUUGGUUCGUUUGGUCAAUCUGUUCGUAAAUUUGGUAAUGCUCUUUACCUGUUUUUCGAUUACGGGGUUGAUGAAACCGACAUUCCUACCCAUAAUAAUAAUGAAGAUGAACCAUCUCCAAAUGAAAUCAAUGACGAAUUAAAUGAUUCUUCGAGGAGUUCUGGCUAUAAUCGCUUAAAUCUUGAAAAUUCUAACAUCGGUGCUGGCAUGGAUGAUUAUUUUCAAUCUAACCAUUCAUCUGGACCACAACAGGACUCCUCUGAUCCCGAACGUAAACUUGCCUCGCGUGCCCAUUCUGCCUCGCUCAUCAAUUUUGGUAACACCGCCACUACAAGACCCAUUUCAGUUCUCCACCAACCGUCUUUUCAUUCCACCAACUACGUUAUCGGAGGUGACGACCAUGACGACACCGAAGAGAGACCCCUUCAUGAUUCUGGCUCGGUUUCAAAUCUUACAAGUAGACUGUCUACUCCUAAGCCAAUGGGGAAUCUUCCGUCCAUUAGUCGGGUUCAAACCAUCCGUCCUGAAGAACAAGAUCAACCCAACGAAUCAACUACAAAUGAUUCUGAUGAAGAUAAAAAGGAUAAGUAAUACCAUUUAUACCACUAUUUAUUUUUGUUUGAGUAGAUUCUUUUCAAUAUAUGCUUAUCAGUUCAUAACAAC